Messenger RNA from Mercurialis annua (annual mercury), 3255 nucleotides. RefSeq names its product pentatricopeptide repeat-containing protein At1g53600, mitochondrial. Gene Ontology annotation, molecular function: RNA binding; protein binding. NCBI's taxonomy places the organism in Eukaryota, Viridiplantae, Streptophyta, Magnoliopsida, Malpighiales, Euphorbiaceae. The record is from RefSeq and is a predicted model, not a curated record. Gene Ontology annotation, biological process: RNA modification. The coding region runs from base 35 to 2221 and encodes 728 amino acids. The transcript is spliced from 3 exons.
UUCUGAUUUUCCGUACAAUAACUUCCUUAGUAAUAUGUCACAGUUAUGUAACAUGUUACUGAAUACAAUGCUACCAAAAACAAACAUUACCCAUUACCACAAAUACACUGCUCAAUUUCAGUCAUCCUUCUUAACUCGUCGCUACUCUAAUUUAUCUCCCCCAAAACACUUUCAGUUAAAUGAAAAACAAUCCAUUAAAUUUCUUGUUUACUGCAAUUCCUUGAUCACAAAACAUGGAAACAAUGGAAACAUUGAAGAAUCAGAAUCGAUAUUUAACCGCAUGCCGCAUAAAAACGCAAUAACUCACACUUCAUUGCUCACAGCUUAUGCCAAAAAUGGCCAAAUUUCGAAAGCCAGGAAACUGUUUGAUGAAAUGCCUGAACGAACUGUAGCUACUUAUAAUGCUAUGAUUACUGCUUAUACUAAGAACAAUUUUAUGGUAGAUGAGGCUUUUAGUUUAUUUUCAUCCAUGAAUGAUAAGAAUGAGGUGUCAUAUGGGGCAAUGAUCACUGGGUUUUUACGGGCAGGAAUGUUCGAAAAAGCGGAGAUUUUGUGUCGUGAAAUGCCUGUUAAGUGGCGGGAACCGGGUUGUUCCAAUGCUAUGAUAAGUGGGUAUCUAAAAGUUGGGAGAUUGGAAGAGGCGAUUCGGGUUUUUGAGGGUAUGGUGGAGAAAGAUGUUGUUUCCUGGAGUUGUAUGGUUGAUGGGUAUUGCAAGAAGGGGAGGGUUUCUGAGGCUAGAGAGUUGUUUGAUAGGAUGCCAAUGAGAAAUGUGGUUACUUGGACGGCUAUGAUUGAUGGUUAUAUGAAUGUCGAGUAUUUCGAAGAAGGGUUUGAAUUAUUUCUAAGUAUGAGAAGAGGAGAUGUUGCUGUUAAUCCUCUUACCUUGACUAUAAUGUUUGAAGCUUGUCGGAGAUUUGGAGUGUAUAGAGAGGGAAUCCAGAUUCAUGGUUUGGCUAUGCGUAUGGGAUUUGAGUUUGACAUUUUUUUGGGCAAUUCUAUCAUAGCAAUGUAUUGUCGAUUUGGCUGUGUGGAUGAAGCAAAUAGAGUGUUCCAGAUGAUGAAUACGAAAGACGUGGUUUCUUGGAAUUCAUUGAUUGCUGGUUAUGUUCAAAAUGAUAAAUUUGAGGAAGCUUAUGAACUUUUUGAGAUUCUUCCAGGAAAAGAUGUAGUUUCUUGGACAACUAUGAUUACUGGAUAUUCUGCUAAAGGGAAUGUUCAGAAAGCCAUUGAAUUGUUUCAAACUAUGCCUAAGAAAGAUAGUAUAGCUUGGACUGCUGUCAUUUAUGGUUUUAUCAGUAAUGGCGAGUAUGAGGAGGCUUUUCAUUGGUUUAUUGACAUGCUUAGGCAAGCAGUGAAGCCAAACUCACUAACUUUCAGUAGUAUGCUUAGUGCUUCAGCUAGUUUGGCUUCAUUAAACGAAGGUUUGCAAAUCCAUGCGCAUGUACAGAAGAUAGAUAUGCAAUUUGAUUUGUCUAUUCAGAAUUCACUAGUGUCAAUGUACUCAAAAUGUGGAAAUGUUUCUGAAGCGUACCGAGUCUUUGCAAGUAUUAAUGCACCCAAUGUUAUUUCUUUCAACUCAAUGAUCACUGGGUUUAGCCAAAAUGGGUAUGGAGAACAAGCUCUUAACCUAUUUAGUAAAAUGCAAAAAGACAGGCAGAAGCCUAAUGAUAUAACAUUCCUCGGUAUUCUAUCAGCUUGUACUCAUGUAGGAUUAGUGAAGAAAGGAUGGGAGUAUUUUGAUCUGAUGAAAUCCGUCUACAAUAUUGAACCCGGGCUAGAUCAUUAUGCAUGCAUGGUUGAUCUCCUUGGGCGAGCUGGAUUCCUAAAUGAUGCAAUUAAUUUAAUCGACUCAAUGCCAUUUGAGCCCCAUUCUGGUGUUUGGGGAGCUCUGCUUGGUGCCAGUAGGAUUCAUUCUCGCCUUGACCUUGCAAAUCUGGCAGCUCAACACCUUACUAAACUAGAGCCUGAUAAUGCAACUGCAUAUGUGGUAUUGUCUGGUAUAUAUAAUAGUGUAGGAAAAGAGAAGGAUGGAGAUCGAAUUAGAAUGAUGAAAAAAUCAAAAGGGCUAAAGAAGAGUCCAGGUUGUAGUUGGAUUAUAUUGAAUAACAAGGUUCAUUUAUUUCUUGCCGGAGAUAAAUCCCACAUGGAUUUGGAAGAAAUCAAAGGUACAUUAUUCAUACUAACAAAGGAAAUGAAUGGCUUGGAUUUCUAUGAAAAUUGACAUUUGGUUAUCUAUUAUCUCGCUGUAAUUAGUUAAGAAUUGAAAGCUUGGGGUAUUCUUUGAGAUUCUUUUCAGAAGAGAUUUUGCUCUCCUAAUUUUUGUGCUGGAGGAUCAAGAAAUACUAUAAAUCACGAGAAGAAAGCCAGAUUAGAACAUAAGUACGGUUUUCUCUGUAUUUGUCAGCUGGACAGGUGUGCUUACCAUUAGUUAAGAUUGGUUCUUGUUCAUAUCCCCGUAAAAAUGCUUACUCUAGUGAGCAAAGUUGAUAUCCCGAUGGACAUUUCUUUCUCCGAUGUUGUUGGCUGUUGUUGAUGUUGAUGUUCAGAAGCAUCAGAAGCCUUAGAGCCAUAAAGGUGCUUCGGAGAAAUCUUGAUCGACAAUAUGCUAUAGCUAUAACUUGAGUGAAAAGCAGCAAAGAUGGAUCAGUUGAUAUUGUAAUCUGAAAAUCAGAAGGAGAAAGAGACUUGGCGAAGCAAUCUGCUAACUGAUCGGCAGAGAUGAGCAAUGCCUUGAUGAACCUUUUCUUUGAUCACAUGGCAAAUAGUCUCAAAGCAAUCUCCUUCAAGCUGCAUACACAUUAUGAUUGCAAAGCUUAGAAACUGUAAUCUGAAAAUCAGAAGGAGAAAGAGACUUGGUGAAGCAAUCUGCCAAGUGAUUGGCAGAGAUGACUAGUCAGAGGUGAGCAAUGCCUUGAUGAACCUUUUCUUUGAUCACAUGGCAAUUAGUCUCGAUAUACUUGGUGCGUUCGUAAAACACGGGGUAGUGAGCAAUGUGAAGGGUAGAUUGAUUGCCACAUAAAACUAAAGCAAGGGUUGAGUGAGUAACUUGAAGAUCAGCAAGCAAAAACACUAGUCAUUGAUGGAACGCUAGGAAAUCAAGGAAGCACCCAAAAAGUAAACUAAUGUCUAUGACGGAAUAGACAUCAGUUUUGGUAUGAGGAUCGAGUUUGAUAUUUUCUUUUAAGAGAAAAUUGUAAAAACGAUAAAAAAAAAUUAACAUAUUUAAUAAUUUCAAUAAAUUUAAAUUAUUGAUUA